AUGUCCACUUCUAUAAAUGCCAAUUUAUUUUCAGCUUCCCCACCUUCAAUAUGCUCUUUGCCACGACGAGGUCCUAUCUCUGAUCGAACCAGCUUGACCACCUCGCCAUCAGCAGAUUCCGCCUCCUCGUCGGACUAUUACUAUUGGUGGCAGGCAUGGCAGCAACAGCAGCAGCAACAACAACAGCAACAACAACAGUUGCAGCAGCAGUUGCAGCAGCGUUGCUACCUUGAUGCCACGCUGCCCGAAGCGCCUUCAACGAACUGGCAUUCUGUGCCUGGCGGCUCCUCUACACCAUCGCAGCCUCCUAUGACGGCACCAGGGUGUCCCCCCGGCUUGCAAGCCGCUUCCCUCAGCGUCACUGGAAGUCCAGCAGAUGUACAAAGCCCGGCCGAAGUCUCGUCGAUCACGGCCGACUGGCUGCGCGCAGCUGCCGACCACUUCGCUGCCGCUGCCGCGGCAGCUUCAGCUUCUGCCUCUGCUUCGGCAAGUGGGUUUGCUUCGCCUCCUCUACAGUUGCCGCCACCACCACCACUUAUGCUACCCCCGGCACCGCCAUGUCAGGCCUACGGACAGCUGGCCGCCUGCGCCUGCCAUCCGUCGCAUCGUUUCAGUCAAGUGUGGAAUUCAUGUGGUUAG
Protopolystoma xenopodis is the source of this 639-nucleotide messenger RNA. NCBI's taxonomy places the organism in Eukaryota, Metazoa, Platyhelminthes, Monogenea, Polystomatidea, Polystomatidae. The record is from the annotation of a GenBank genome assembly.